AUGCCGUCGCCGGACGCGGCGGCGAGGCACACGGGCGCCGGCGUGGCGCGUCGGCAGGCCCACCACGAGCGGAUGCGCGACGAGCGCGCUCGGGAAGCGGCCGCGGGCGAGGCGGAGCUCGACGCGGUCGAGAUGGCGAAGAUGUCCAUUACUCGCGAAAGCUUGCAAACGACAACAGUCCCACUGUAA
Messenger RNA from Emiliania huxleyi CCMP1516, 189 nucleotides. RefSeq lists its product as hypothetical. Lineage: Eukaryota; Haptophyta; Isochrysidales; Noelaerhabdaceae. The transcript is spliced from 2 exons. The coding region runs from base 1 to 189 and encodes 62 amino acids. The record is from RefSeq and is a predicted model, not a curated record.